Molecule: messenger RNA, 761 nt
Organism: Xylona heveae TC161
Lineage: Eukaryota; Fungi; Ascomycota; Xylonomycetes; Xylonales; Xylonaceae
Product: DUF1687-domain-containing protein
Exons: 4
Coding region: 213-650 (145 amino acids)
Cellular component (GO): mitochondrion
Molecular function (GO): oxidoreductase activity
Source: RefSeq, a predicted model, not a curated record
CGGCAACGCGGGAAGAACCAAAUGCUAAGCCGACUCUGGAAACGAGCUCCCUGUGGUAUUGCAUUUGUACUACGUCAUUCCGCAACCAGCCAAAUAUCCGACAACUCAAUCCUGACGUCGCAACGACAACUUCUUCCUCUGACACAUAAGAAGAGCUUCAAUCUCAAAUUCAAUUACCGUUAGUUCCAGCCGAGUUUGCUCAACAUAUCACAAUGUUCCGUUUUCACAAAUCUCUCGAUAUUAUAACCCUCUUCCAUAAGCCAUCCUCCGCCGCUUCUACUCGCGUCCUUACUCUGUUGAAACAAGCCUCUGCUGAAGCCAGCUCAGGAGCAACAGGGGACCAGGCUAGUGAUCAUGCGCAGCAAAACAAGUCUCAGAGAACAGAAUUCCAACUGGACGUAACCGAAGAAACACCCACCAGUGACCAGCUUAGAAGCAUUUUGGAAUAUCUCGGACCAAACAAGGCGGGUACUUUAGUAAAAGGAGCCACUAAUGAGGCGGAUGCAAAGAAGAUACUCUCACAAACUCCUGACAGUUUUAUAAGACCUUUGACUGUCGAUUGGGACAAUGGCAGAGCAGUGGCCGGUGAUAACGAGUCAGAGAUACUGAGAAUGCUCCGCUCACUUCCAAAAGAAACGAAUACUGUAUAAUAUUAAAAUAGGCAGUCGCUCCCAUGGGACCAAAAUCUUUUGUGUGUUUAAAUAUACGGAGAAUUUUAUUGAAUGACACUCGAACCUUUUUGCUGAUGUCGUGCCCCACCC